Messenger RNA from Chiloscyllium plagiosum (whitespotted bambooshark), 3643 nucleotides. The record is from RefSeq and is a predicted model, not a curated record. Lineage: Eukaryota; Metazoa; Chordata; Chondrichthyes; Orectolobiformes; Hemiscylliidae.
AUGAAUAGGAGAGAUUUGGAGGGAUAUGGCCAAGCACAGGCACAUGGGACUGUGGUCAGUGUGGACUGGUUGGACCGAAGGGUCUGUUUCCAAGCUUUAUGAUGAAGGAUAUCCUAACGUGUUACAAUGCAAUUACGCACUUCUAAGCAAACCCCACUGUGAUUCGAAACAUGGCAGACCACUUACAUACAGUAAGAUACCACAAAUGGGCUAAUGUUUUUGUGUGUUGCUUUUUGAAUAGUGUAGUGGGAUUGGUUUACUCCAUCAGAAGGAGCAAACCAGCAUAGUGCAGGUCACUCAUUUGUAAAUCUAUAUUCUGUACUUGUGAUCCAGAUAGAUGUGCAAGUUUGACUCGGACCUCGUCUCAUAUAUCUACACUUGCUGAUAAAGGAACCUGAUCCACACCCCUCUUAAAUGUUUUAGAAUUUAAACUUAUCCUUGAUUGGCAACUUCUGAAGAAGUUGAACUUCAUAUUGCUUCUGAUAUUUUGUUUCCAUUGUGCUAGUAGUGUCUUGUGUUUUCGGUUUUAGUUAUGCUUAAAUAUUUAUUUGGGCAACUGGAACAUUUAAGAGAAGAAAUCCUGCUCAAAAUUCAAAGUACGAAAUGUUAACUAUGACAUUGUGGGGUUAAGUCCCACUCUAGACUGAUAAUCCAAGGCAGGACUGUAGGAAUGAUGUCUUGCGAUGUUAAACUAUCUUAGGUGAAUGUAAGAAAAAUCAACAGCAUUCUCUUCAGCAUUAUUACUUAUCACUCAAUCAAGGUAUGACUUUCAUACUACAGAUUGUGGGAUUUUGCUGUGUGCAACUUCACUGCCACAUGUCCUACUUACUGUACAACAGUGACUUCAGUUCAAAAUUACUUUAUUGCUUGUGACGUUCUUUAGGUCACCUUAAAAUCAUGGAAGAAAUUAAAUAAACACAAUUAUUUUCAUUUAUUUAUUUAUUUUCAUUUCUCCUACCUCAUUUGAUAACUGUAUUGCUUGGUCUGAUAUGUCCAGUGUCUGACUUCUGCUCAAAUCAUGAAUUUCUGCUAUCGACCAUUGACAGUUGGCUGCAGCAUUCCAUGGCUAGCAAAGAAUACAAUCAACUGGACCCCUUAGUCAUGGUAACUACCCAAUAGUCCUAUUGUAAAACUUAAAGCAGUUCAGGGCAGGCUUGAGGCUGAUGCCCAGAUUAGAUAGUUUGCUAAAGGUACCCAGGUUCACACGUGGAAAUUAAUGCAAUUUAAUGGAAGGUUUAUUGAUUGGUUAUUCAUAGAUGCCUUCACAACUAAAUCGUUUGAUUCCAAAAAAAUUCUCCCCUUGACUUUCAAGCAGGACCAAAUAUAGUCACUUUACAUUCAUGGCAUUCUCAUUUCUGAAUAUCCCCCUCACUGACCCAGAAACCUAACUGGACUAGACUAGCAAUAUAAAUACAGCAAGAAGCUGGGAAUUCUGCAGUGAGUAGUCUCAUCAUCUGAUUUUUCCAUCAUCUACAGAAUCCAGAGUGCGAUGGAAUACUAACAGCUUGCCUAGAUGAACACUGCUCCAACAAUACUCAAGAAACUCAACACCAUCCAGUAUGGAACAACUUAUUUGAUUGAUUCCACACUCACCACAUUUAUUCUGGAUCAUCGAUACACAGUGACAGCAGUGUGUAUCAUCUACUAGACACACUGCAGCAAACACAUAAAGCUUUUUUUGGUAGCACCUUCUAAAUCCAUUAACUCUCACAUUUAGAAGGAGCACCACUGCUUGCGAGUUCCCAUGCAGCAGCACAGUAUCUUGAUGUGAACUAUUCUUUCAGUGUUGCUGGGUCAAAACCUGAAAUAUUGUGGGUUUACUUCUAACACAGCAACUGCAGCAAUUCAAAAAGCUAAUUCACCACCACUUUUUCAAGGGCAAGUCGGGGUUGACAAUAAAUGCUGACCUUGCCAGUGAUGUUUGUAGCACAUUAAAGCAUUGAAAAGGAAAUCAAGUGUGAUAGUGGAGUUACAUGUAAACCACACUCUAGAAAGGAGGACCAAUUGGCAGAUUCUCCUCUUAACCCACCAGCAAAUGAAUAUAAUGUAUGUUGAUGGAAGAACAGCAUCACUCAUGGUCAAUUUUCUCAUGUCAACCCAUAAACGAGUACAAUUAUUUAAUUCACAAUUAUUCAUAGCUGAAUUUGAACUUCAGACUUGUGCUCAAUGUUGUAAGGAUUAGAUUAUGCAAUAGCAGUCAGCUUGAGAUUUAUCAUUUUAGACAGCAUCUAUGAUCCCUAACCACUACCCAACCAACAACGAUACUUAGAAAACUGCUCACCUGGGGGAACAUUGGAAGGUAUUGUAGUGGUGGUGGGAGAGAAACUCAGUUAUUGCAAAAGGUGAAACAGUUAAUGCUAGCUUUGACUUUAUAACUUACAGUGGGCUCAAAGCUCUGGCAACACCAGAAUCUACUGUUACACUUUGAUAUCCCUAUCUGAGGUGUACUCUACCCACUUUACAAUUAAUCACUGUAAUAUGAGCUGGAUAUGUUAAUGGCUUUAAAAAAAGUGAGCUUUGUGUUAUCCUGAGUGUAAUUAGACAGGGCUCAAUUCCUACGAACGUCAGAUCUUCCACUGACAAUGAAUUUUAAAAACUAAUCAAUCAGGCUGACUGGUUCUGUCCACACAAACAAAGUGCCUCUCUCACAAGAGAGACGUUUUUCAAAUCUUGGAUGAAACAAAAGCUCGAUUAAGCCUCAGGUUUGAAAUGUCCGGCUCAAAGCAGGAGAGCAGAGGCACAAUCCCACACACAAACUCGCUGAGCAAGUCUCAGGUCAGGAAACUCUUACAGAAAUACAAGAGCGAGCGAGACGAGGCGACCAGGAGAGGGGAGAUCAGCAGAGAUAAGCUGCGGGCGAUCGAGGCGGCGGCCAGGGCACGGAUCCAGGAGCUGAGAGAGAAGGUCAACUCCUUGAACUCGGAGAACAAGAGCCUGAACAAAAGGAUCAGCAAGCUCCAACCCGAGCUGCGGAUAGACGCGAACCCCAGACUGAGAAGCAAGCUGACCAGGGAGGUGCUGAAAGAACUGAAGGAGAGGGCGGAACGCUGCAAACAUCUCCUGCAAGAAAACGCCCGCUUAAAUCAGCAGGCAGAACAACUGGCGGCCGACUUGGUUCAGGCGGAACAUGUUCGGAAGCUUUUGGAAGAUCGCCUGCAAGUAGCGCAGAGUCAACUCAAGAGCUUGGCCAGUGAACAUGACCGAGUGUUAAAACUGUGCGAAGAAGGGAAGGCUGAGAGAGGGCGCGCCCUGCGGCUGAGCCGCCUCCUCAGGGAAUCCCUGCUUCAGAAGCAGCAGCCUCAGCAGACACUGGACCAGUGCAUUCAGACCACCGUCUCCAUCCCCAUUUACAGGCGGUUUCCGAAGAGAAUCCCCCCCCGCGAGGCCACUGCGAGGCAGCCGGAGCUGCACCGGCAGGCGGGGAAGAUGAAGCAGAGGUUUGUGGAUCGGGUGUCGGUGAUUCCGAAAGAAAAUCGGAGCAACACCUCGGCAAAACCAUCAGCAAGCAUCUGCCGAAUGGCGCCAAACUGAGAUGUGGAGGCGCCGGCGUUGGACUGGGGUGGACCAGGUCAAAAGGUCACACGACACCAGGUUAUAGUCCAAACAAGUUCAUGUGAAAAGGCCAGAGUGUGGCGCUGGAAAA